AUGGACAGUGAGCGUGGCUUGCGAGCGAACUACUUUUGGAAGUCCAAAGCAUGGAAGACCUCAACAAUUCCAGAUGUGUCGAUGUUGCCGCGUUCAGAGAUGAUGAAGGUUGAGAAAUCAGGGAGGUCCUUUGUCAGUGACUCCAAGAUGACCCCAGUGCAGGAAAUGAAGCAGUACCUGGCUGGGAUGUCCGUGGUGGAGAAGUCUGUCAAUGCCCUGACCGAUCCAAGCGACAACUCCAAUGUCCUGAUUGACUUGUUGGGCUUUGAUGGACAGGCCAGUUCCUUUGCCCUGAAGGAGCUGUCAGCUGGGAAUGCAUGGGCAGCUGCGACCAUAUGUCAUAGCGACUGUGAGGCUGCCUUUGUCACUGAAGGGACAUCAAAUAGAGUCUUUUCUGCAGCUCGGGGAGGUCAGCUAAAGCUAGCUGGAUUCCCCAAUUUCAAGUCGGUGGUGAGCGAAUUGCAGAAGAAGCACAGCAAGAAGAUGGCCAGUCCAGAAUACUCAGUGUGCACGCCGCUGCAAGAUGGCACUUUGGUGGUGAAGCAGGCCCUGAUUGAUCUCUGGACUACAAAGCAUCCUCUCUUUGCUGGAGAAGAUCUCAUCAAGGCUCACAAUGCAAAGUACAACCCACGUGGAGUCAAAAGGGGGGGUGCCUCAGAUGAACAAGCUGCUGAGACAAACCAGCCGGCUGCGAAAAGGAUUUGCCUAGAGAAGACCAUGGCUUUGAGUGAUGAGAGCUCCAUCGCAGACAAGGCUACCCUUUCCUGCGGCAGCUUCCGGUUGGUGCUGGACAAGGAUGGCGACUCUGUAUGGAUUGCACCAGAAAAGAAAGGCGAGUCUGAUGUGACAGUAGCCGGGCCGGUUGAACUAUGUGGCUUUGGCAGUGGAGAUUUUGCUACUGGGCCUGAGUCUCAAAUGAAUUCAGAAAGAGUUAUAUUUUUCUGGUUUCCUUGUACCUAA
Molecule: messenger RNA, 960 nt
Organism: Durusdinium trenchii
Lineage: Eukaryota; Dinophyceae; Suessiales; Symbiodiniaceae
Source: the annotation of a GenBank genome assembly